This is a messenger RNA of Chiroxiphia lanceolata (lance-tailed manakin), 1787 nucleotides long. It is a transcript of the gene TEX12, whose product is annotated as testis expressed 12. The transcript has 6 exons. Lineage: Eukaryota; Metazoa; Chordata; Aves; Passeriformes; Pipridae. The coding region runs from base 668 to 1159 and encodes 163 amino acids. The record is from RefSeq and is a predicted model, not a curated record.
AAUCUAUCAUAUCUAUUUCAUAAUCUUUAGAUAGUAUCGCUAAUAACAUAAAUAUCUAUAAAAUGUUUGAGAAUAAGUGAAUUGGGCUGUGUCAGCAUAUUGAAUAUUGUUUCUACUUUGGGGAAGUAUUUAGUUCUCGUUCUUUCAGCAGUUUAAUUUCUUGUAGUGAGAUCUUAAUUUCAGAGCCUAACCAGAUAACAUAUGUGAGAUUAAGAUCCUUUCUCUUCUUAAAAAAGAAAUUAGAGAUAUUAAAAAAAAAAACCCAAACCACAGAAAGACAGCAAAACAACCCAGAGGCAAAAUUUACUUCACGCCACCAUGACUUCAAAUCCCUUAAUAAUUUCUUUCACUGUAGAGAAACCCUUUGAAGAAGAAAAGAGCUGGUCUCAGCAGUUGUGCAUUUUGGGCGGUGUUGCUCAUUUUAGUGACUGAUAUCUCAGGUUUUACGGAUCUAUGGCUUGAGUUUUGAGGCGGAGCCAGCGGCGAGUGAUCCGUCCGGUGCUGCAGGGAUUGGGACCGGGUUAGGGGAGAACGAAACACGUUAUCUGGGGGGACAGCUCGAUGUUUGAGUGACUUCAGGGCCCGCCCAGAGCCUGAGGGGAAGGCGCCGGUCUGAGCGUCCCCGUUGUCCCUGAGGGGACCGGGAAAGGGAUAAAUCCCCUUGGCUAUGGAUUCCAGGCAGCCCAGGCUGUGCCGGGACACCCCCGGACCCGCCCCCGCCGCCUCCAGCCCCUCAGGGCGCCCUGAGGCGCUGCCCCUCGGCGGGGAGGAGAGCUCCUUCGCAGAGGCAGCGAUGGCGAGCAGCGCGCAAAAAUCUGAUGAGAGUGGGAGUAAACGUCAAAGGAUGGAGAAUGAAGCACCAGAAAAUCCUCAGCUGUCCUUCCUUGACAAAACAGAUCUGGCUCUUUCUGAGGACUCACAGUCCCUUUAUGACACUGAACCACUGGAAAAGGUUUUAAAUGAUAUGAGCAAAGAAAUUAUGACCUUGUUAUCAAAAUAUGCUAACAUUAUAAGUGAGACAGCAGCGAUGGAGGCUUCUUGUGUCCAAGAACUGGAAGGAAUCUUAAAGGAAGCGAGGGACAUAGACGAGGACUUAAAGCAGAAAAGGGAGAGUCUGAAACAGAGAUUCACUGUCAUGGCAAACACCCUUGCAGGAUAAAUGGAGUCCAUUCAACUGCAGAAGUGCAGAGCCAAACUCAGUCUAUUUUGUGUAUUCAAACAAACUGUGAUGAGUGUUAUUAUGUCUGGUUCUUAGGUAAAUAUUUACAGCACUCCAGAAACCUUCAACAACUUAAGCAGUGACUUACACAUAGUUAGUAAAACCAGUUCUUAAUAUCUGUUUUCAAUCCUGUGACUCCAAGGUUUUCAAACACUAAAACAUAAGGACUUUACUUGUUAACCCAUUGAACAUGGUACAGAAAUGUUCCUAUGAAACAUAGAAUUUUGUAAGUGGAAAAGGACCUCAGAUUAUUUAAUUCUAAUCAUUUUCUGGGUUUGUUUUAGUUUUGGGGGUUUUUUCUUUCUACUUUGGAAAAUGUUUUGGUGCUAAAGUCUUUGUAGAACGUACUUGCAAUGUUAUUUCAAUUUUGUCUCAGGAUACAAAUAGGUUGAAGAGAUCAGCUUAGAAAUAGGAGAGUUCUAUUAAGAAAAAUACUUUGGGAAAUGUAUAAAGUCUUAAUUUGAAAAUGCAUUUAAUACUUGUACAGCUUUUCAUGGCCAUUUUGAUAUAAACAUUAAAGCACCCAAUCCAAACUUUGCUGUGAUGUCAAUAAAUAACUGGACAAUAA